Perognathus longimembris pacificus (Pacific pocket mouse) is the source of this 3682-nucleotide messenger RNA. RefSeq names its product neutral sphingomyelinase activation associated factor (gene Nsmaf). The transcript has 31 exons. Bases 371 to 3112 code for a protein of 913 amino acids. The record is from RefSeq and is a predicted model, not a curated record. Gene Ontology annotation, molecular function: protein binding. NCBI's taxonomy places the organism in Eukaryota, Metazoa, Chordata, Mammalia, Rodentia, Heteromyidae.
GCGUGGAGCUGCGAGCCAGCGGGGGCCUCGGGGCCUCGGGGAACCCCUGGGGCGGCCCGAAUGUGGGGCGCCGCGGGUCGGCGCGCACCCCCUCCUCCGGCCUGAGUCACGGCGCCGCCGCCCGAGUCCCCACGCGGGGCUGGGACGCCGCGGGGCCCUGGCGCAGCGUCCGGCUCUCCGCCGCCCAGCGGCGCCGCCGGGGAAGCCGGGUCCGCUCCGCGCGCCGCCCGCCCGCCCGCCGGCCUAGCGCUCGCCUCGCCGCGCCGGCCGCGCCCGCCGCACCGCGCGACCCUCGGCUGCUCGGGCCGAGGCCGGACACGGCUGCUGGCGGCGGCGGGGCCUCCGGGCGCCCCGUGCCCGCCGGCCCUCCAUGGCGUUUAUCCGGAAGGAGCAGCAGCUGCAGCUUUACUCCAAGGAGAGGUUUUCCUUGCUGCUGCUUAACUUGGAAGAGUACUACUUUGAGCAGCACAGAGCUAGUUAUGUUCUGCAUGUGGGCAGCCUCAAGGAAAGGAAAAUCAGAGGGUCUUUAAAAAUAUGUUCAAAAUCAGUUAUUUUUGAGCCAGAUAAGAUCUCCCAGCCCAUCAUUAAGAUUCCUUUGAGAGAUUGUAUCAAAAUAGGAAAAUAUGAAGAAAAUGGAGCCAGUAGACACUUGGCAAAGGAAACAUCUGGGGGAAUUUUACUGAGGUUCAGUCAGGUAUAUUUUAUUAAAGAACAUAAUAUUGUUGCACCAUAUAAAAUAGAAAGGGGUAAAAUGGAAUAUGUCUUUGAGUUGGAUGUUUCGGGGAAAGUAGAAGAUGUUGUAGAGACAUUGUUGCAGCUUCACAGAGCAUCCUGCCUUGACAAACUGGGAGACCAAACAGCCAUGAUAACAGCUAUCUUACAGUCUCGUUUGGCUAGGACAUCAUUUGAUAAAAAUAGAUUCCAAAGUGUUUCUGAAGAGUUCCAUCGGGAAUGCAAAGCAGAAAUGGUGACACCUCUAGUGACAAACCCUGGACAUGUGUGUGUCACGGACACCAACCUCUAUUUUCAACCUCUCAAUGGGUACCCGAAACCUGUGGUCCAGAUAACACUCCAAGAUGUCCGCCGCAUUUACAGGAGGAGGCACGGCCUCAUGCCUUUGGGCUUGGAAGUAUUUUGCACUGAAGACGAUCUGUGUUCUGACAUCUACCUAAAGUUCUAUGAACCUCAAGACAGAGAUGGCCUCUAUGAGUUUAUCACCACAUACCUAGAGCACCACAUCACCGAGCACACCGCCGAGAGCUACAUGCUGCAGUGGCAGCGAGGACACCUGUCCAACUACCAGUACCUCCUGCACCUCAACAACCUGGCCGACCGCAGCUGCAGCGACCUCUCCCAGUACCCCGUGUUCCCAUGGGUAAUUAACGACUACCAGAGCGCAGAACUGGACUUGUCAAAUCCAGCAACCUUCCGGGAUCUUAGUAAACCAGUGGGAGCCCUGAAUAAGGAGCGGCUAGAGAGACUGCUGGCUCGCUACCAGGAAAUGCCCGAGCCCAAGUUCAUGUAUGGAAGUCACUACUCUUCCCCGGGCUACGUGCUCUUUUACCUGGUCAGGAUUGCUCCAGAGUAUAUGCUGUGCCUGCAGAAUGGAAGAUUUGAUAAUGCAGAUAGAAUGUUCAACAGUAUUGCCGAAACCUGGAAAAACUGUUUGGAUGGUGCCACCGAUUUCAAAGAGUUGAUUCCAGAAUUCUAUGGUGAUGAUGUGAGCUUUUUGGUGAACAGCUUGAAGUUGGAUCUGGGGAAGAGGCAAGGAGGGCAGAUGGUGGAGGAUGUUGAGCUUCCUCCGUGGGCCUCAGGUCCCGAGGACUUUCUCCAGAAGAGCAAGGACGCACUAGAAAGCAGUUACGUGUCUGAGCACCUUCACGAGUGGAUCGAUCUGGUAUUUGGCUACAAGCAAAAAGGGAGUGAUGCUGUUGGUGCCCAUAAUGUAUUUCAUCCACUGACUUACGAAGGAGGUGUGGACUUGAACAGCAUCGAGGAUCCCGAUGAGAAAGUGGCCAUGCUGACCCAAAUCUUGGAAUUUGGGCAGACACCAAAACAGCUGUUUAGGACCCCACAUCCUCGGAGGAUCACCUCCAAGUUUAAGGCCCCCAGUUACAGUGCUUCGGUAGAAGACUCUCCCGUCUCUCCAGGUGAAGAGUCUUUUGAAGACUUGACUGAAGAAAGCAAGUCGCUGGCCUGGAAUAACAUCACUAAGCUGCAGCUGCACGAGCAGCAUAAACUCCACAAAGAGGCCGUGACGGGGAUUGCUGUCACUCGCAAUGGAUCUUCAGUCUUCACAACAUCACAAGAUUCCACCUUGAAGAUGUUUUCAAAAGAGUCCAAAAUGCUGCAAAGAAGCAUAUCAUUUUCAAAUAUGGCUUUAUCAUCGUGUUUACUUUUACCGGGAGAUGCCACUGUGGUCAGCUCUUCCUGGGAUAACAAUGUUUAUUUCUAUUCUAUAGCAUUUGGAAGACGCCAGGACACAUUAAUGGGACACGAUGAUGCUGUUAGUAAGAUCUGUUGGCAUGACAACAGGCUAUAUUCUGCAUCAUGGGACUCGACGGUGAAGGUGUGGUCUGGUGUUCCCGCAGAGAUGCCAGGCACCAAAAGACACCAGUUUGACUUGCUGGCCGAGCUGGAACAUGAAGUCGGGGUAGAUACAAUCAGUUUAAAUGCUGUAGGCACCCUGUUGGCUUCAGGCACCAAAGAAGGCACAGUGAAUAUAUGGGACCUAACGACCGCCACUUUAUUGCACCAGAUUUCAUGCCAUUCAAAGAAUGUAUGUGAUACUGCUUUUAGCCCAGACAGUCGCCAUGUCCUCAGCACAGGAGCAGAUGGCUGUCUGAAGGUGAUUGACGUGCAGACAGGAAUGCUCACCUCCACCAUGACAUCCGAAGAGCCCCAGAGGUGCUUCAUCUGGGAUGGAAAUUCUGUUUUAUCUGGCAGUCAGUCUGGCGAGCUGCUUGUUUGGGACCUCCUUGGAGCAAGAAUCAGUGAGCGCAUACAGGGCCACACAGGUGCUGUCACGUGCAUAUGGAUGAACGAACAGUGCAGCAGUAUCAUCACAGGAGGGGAAGACAGACAAAUUAUGUUCUGGAAAUUGCAGUAUUAAGUGCCUUUUCCACUUCAGAGUGUUACAGUGAACUCUACUUUAGAGUUUGGUAUUUUUAAACCAAAUGUUUAAAUGAGCUGGUGAAUGUGCAAUGAUACUAGUUUGAAGUCUUGCCACCACAUGGAAAGUUUGUGGGUUCAAACUUUGAGUCUUGGUGACUUCACUGAAAGCCAUUUUGUUGCCAUCCUCGAAAGCAGAUAAAAUAGGUACUGUUAGGGAGCAUUGUGUUUUAAGGGAGAUGACUGUUCCACUGUGAUGGGGAUUAGAAGAUGGACUGGUCAGCAGAGAAGCUAAAGAGAUAACGGAACAGCUUAGAACUUUGCAAGAACGUGUGCCAUGUCCCCUGCCACUUUGGAGUCACUCUUGUCUUCCUAGUCUGUUACAGUUGCUGCCACUGGUUUAUGGGUGUGUGUUCAUGUAGUGGGUCACUUUCUGUAAUGCUGUACCCAGAUUCUAAGAACCUGGGGAAAGAUUAGCACUUCUUAACAGUUUCACUGUGUAUGGGAAACAUUUGUAUUUCAUUAAGAUAUUAAAUGCUCAUCUUUUCUACAUUAAAAUAUUUUUCUGUAA